Molecule: messenger RNA, 1569 nt
Organism: Striga hermonthica
Lineage: Eukaryota; Viridiplantae; Streptophyta; Magnoliopsida; Lamiales; Orobanchaceae
Source: the annotation of a GenBank genome assembly
AUGUUGCUAUCCCCAGGCCACUCACCCCGUCAUCUCUCCACCCCUUCACCUUCUCCCUCCCGUUCCUCUGAUCCGAACCCUAACCCUAACUCUGCCGUGCUCUCAGCCUCCAACCCCGAUCCCGCCACCCGAAAGCGCCGCCGUAGCCCCACCGUCCUAGACGAGGACGCCUAUGUCGCCGCCAUCGAGAAAAUCAUCGAGCGGGAUUUCUUCCCGGACAUCCCCAAGCUCCGAGAUCGCCUCGACUGGCUGCAGGCCGUCCGAACCCACGACCCGGUGCUCAUUCGAGACGCGCAGCUCAAGAUCCUCGAACGACGUCGCCUGAGGAAAGUCGGAGGCUCCACCUCUGCCGUCGAUUCCAGCCGCCACGCCACAGUGUCCCCAGGUUCGUCUUUCCUACGGAAUACCUCUGUCACGCCAUCCUUAUACAACGAGCAGAAGGAGAAUCUUAUUGGAGACGAGCUCGAUGUAGACGGUGAUGGAGGAAAGGAGCAGGUAGACGUGUCCUUGUCCCUGGAUGAGUUUUUCAGAAAGUACACGAGCGAGGACAAUGAGAGCUUCUCGAAGAUUCUGGAGAAAGUGAAUCGAAAAAGGAAGGAAAAGUACGGGUACUUGUUAGAAGACGGAUCAUCUCAUGAAAAUUCUGGGAGUAACCUGAUUGAGAACGGCAAGAAACGGGAGAAAAAUGCUACUGAUGGCUACGGGACAUCAGAUCAGCCGGUGAGCACAUUAGAUGGCUGGAAAUACACUCCCAAGAACUUGCUGAUGUAUCACCCGGCCGAUAAUGGUGAGGCGCCCUUGACUGAGGAGGAAAGAGCCCUGAGGCUGAAAGCAAUGACCAAAGAGAUCAGCCAAUCAAACACGAGAUUCCAUGGAAAAUCAGCGGAUACUGAUGCACCAAAGGAUGACGACACUAUUGCGGUGCUCUACUCGCCGGUUGUGGGGGCCACUCCUGUUCAUAUAUCCAGUCGAGAUGGUGACAAGACAAAAAAAUACGACCUGGAUGAUCUGAGGAAAACUCCCAACAAAUUCUAUGUCGAGUCUGAGAAGAAAGCUGACAAUGGAUAUAGCUUUGUGAAGACGCCAUCCCCUGCACCUGGGGCAGACGAGUCCCCGUUCAUAACGUGGGGUGAAAUUGAGGGAACCCCUUUGAGGCUAGAGCCGGAGGAUACACCUAUUGAUAUUGGGGGCAGUGGGGAUGGGCCCCAGUUCAAAAUCCCGAUGCCACCUUCAAGGGAUGUGAAGGCACAUUCUUUGUCCCGGGAGGCUGCCAGGAAGCUCAGGGAGAGGUCGAGAAUGUUCCAGAAGCCUCCAUUGCCAUCCCCUGUUAGAGGAGGAAGCGCGAGUCCUGGGAAAAGGACGCUUUCGCCCGCGGCUCAGAAGUUUAUGAGGAAGGCUAUUGCAAAGUCUUCACAGUCGAUUGAUGAGUCCUUGAGAGCAAGUUACAGGAGUGGGAGCCCCGGGCUGGGUACGCCUAAGAGUGGGAGGAGUAUGUCUAGGUUGGGACGGGAUGGGAGCAUGGGUUCCAGGUCGCCUUCGGUGAGAGAAGGCUCCAAUCCACCUUGGUAA